UACUGCUCAGAGUUGGCUUACUAGACCUUGCAAGCCAGCAGCCCAGCCGUGAGUGUAGUGCGCAGGCGCUAGUUUUCCCCGGUGGCGCAGGCGUAGUACUGUAGCGGGCAGCCGUAUUCUAAACACCGGAACCAGGCCCCGACUUCCGACACCGGGAGACACCGCUGAAAUCUAGGCCACAGUAGGAUGGCGACUUCGCUGGGAUCCAAUACGUACAACCGGCAGAACUGGGAGGACGCGGACUUCCCAAUUCUUUGCCAGACAUGUCUGGGAGAAAAUCCUUAUAUUCGAAUGACCAAAGAAAAAUAUGGAAAGGAAUGCAAGAUAUGUGCACGCCCUUUUACAGUAUUUCGCUGGUGCCCAGGCGUACGCAUGCGCUUUAAGAAGACAGAGGUUUGCCAGACAUGUAGCAAGUUGAAAAACGUCUGUCAGACCUGUCUCCUAGACUUGGAGUAUGGACUUCCCAUUCAAGUGCGAGACACAGGGGUUUCCUUGAAGGAUGACAUGCCUAGAUCUGAUGUUAAUAAAGAGUACUACACUCAGAAUAUGGAGCGAGAGAUUUCAAACUCUGAUGGAACUAGGCCAGUUGGAGCUCUAGGAAAAGCUACAUCCAGCAGUGACAUGCUUUUAAAACUGGCCCGUACCACUCCUUACUACAAACGUAACCGUCCCCACAUCUGUUCUUUCUGGGUGAAAGGAGAGUGUAAAAGAGGAGAAGAAUGUCCAUACAGACACGAGAAGCCCACAGAUCCAGAUGACCCACUUGCUGAUCAGAAUAUCAAAGACCGUUAUUAUGGUAUCAAUGAUCCUGUAGCAGACAAACUUUUGAAACGGGCCUCUACGAUGCCUCGCCUGGACCCCCCAGAAGACAAGAGUAUUACCACCCUGUAUGUUGGAGGAUUGGGUGAUACCAUCAACGAAUCAGAGCUAAGGAGUCACUUUUACCAGUUUGGUGAAAUCCGAACAAUCACAGUAGUUCAGAGACAGCAGUGUGCCUUUAUUCAGUUUGCCACCAGACAAGCAGCGGAGACGGCCGCAGAGAAAUCAUUUAAUAAGCUCAUUGUUAACGGUCGACGGCUUAAUGUCAAGUGGGGAAGAUCUCAGGCAGCCCGAGGGAAGGAAAGGGAGCGAGAAGGCAUUAUUGAGUCUGGAUUGAAACUUGAACCUGUUCCGGGUCUACCAGGAGCUUUGCCACCUCCCCCAACAGAAGAGGAGUCUACAGCAAACUAUUUUAACCUUCCCCCAAGUGGAUCGUCUGCAUUGGUUAAUAUUGCUCUGCCUCCACCUGGGUUAACUGGACCACCUCCAGGAUUUGGCCCACACAUGUUCCCACCUAUGGCACCACCACCAUUUCUUCGUGCCCCUGGUCAUAUCCAUUACCCUUCUCAAGAUCCCCAAAGGAUGGGAGCACAUGCAGGAAAGCCUAGCAGUGCCUAACCAUAAGAAGACUUGCACCACAGUGAAAUUGGACAACUGCUAAAAGAUCAGACAUAAAGCUUAAAGGAUCAUGCAGUUUUGAGCACAGAGACCUCUUCCUUUCCCUUAUAAAAACUGAAUAGUAACUUCCCCAGUGGAUGUGAUUUUUUUGAAAUGUUUGUCUUGACAAAGGCGAGAAGAGGAAACUGAAAAAAAUUCAAGAAUUGUUUCGGGAAAUCUUAAAGUAUGGUUGUCUGUGUUUUUUUGUGGGGGGGGGGGUGUUUGUUUUUGUUUUUUCCCCUUUUUAAAAAAGAAAUUAUAAAACUAUUGAUGGCUUUUGCACAUUAUUGGUAAAGAAAUAUCCAUCAAUAGUAAUUCCCAUUCACUCUGAUAAACGCAACAGAGACGCUGUAGUGUCUUAUGUGUACUGCCUAGAACACAUUUGAUGCCUGACACUUAGAAGACCUACUUUCUACUAGAACAUAUUUUAAAUGUUUAUCUUUAGCUCAUUUUAGCUAUUUUUGGAGCGACAAACCUUUUUCUUUGGUCUGCUAAUGCGUGUUCAUGACAUUCCCAAUAGUGUAUCUGUUUUGGAGAAAGACAAGUGCGCAUGUGUUUUGAGUGGAAUAUUUUUGUUGUUUGGAACGCAGUAGUUGUACGGGUCUUAGGACAAGAUUUAGUAAAGUUCAACUAUCAUUUGUACACAACAUUAAAAAAACAAAACUCUAUUCUCCAUUAAA
This is a messenger RNA of Pseudophryne corroboree (corroboree frog), 2156 nucleotides long. RefSeq names its product RNA binding motif protein 22 (gene RBM22). The transcript has 11 exons. The coding region runs from base 187 to 1437 and encodes 416 amino acids. The record is from RefSeq and is a predicted model, not a curated record. Gene Ontology annotation, molecular function: metal ion binding; pre-mRNA binding; U6 snRNA binding. NCBI's taxonomy places the organism in Eukaryota, Metazoa, Chordata, Amphibia, Anura, Myobatrachidae. Gene Ontology annotation, cellular component: U2-type catalytic step 2 spliceosome; U2-type catalytic step 1 spliceosome; Prp19 complex.